CUUCCCACCGCCGCCCCUGCCGGACCGAUUGUGCGGGCCGCGUGUUCCGGGGACGGGUUUGUGGGGUGGACAUGGAAGCGGCGGCCAUCGAGCUGCUGGUGGCCGAGUUCGGGGCGCUGGGCCCCGCGGCGCUGGCGGCGCCCGUCCGGGCGGUCGAGGAAAAAUGGAAGUUGCUCCCUGCUUUUCUGAAGGUCAAAGGGCUGGUAAAGCAACACAUUGACUCAUUCAACUACUUUAUAAAUGUGGAGAUUAAGAAAAUCAUGAAAGCAAACGAGAAAGUCACCAGUGAUGCUGAUCCAAUGUGGUAUCUGAAGUACCUGAAUGUUUAUGUUGGAGCUCCAGAUGUUGAAGAAAGCUUCAAUGUGACGCGUCCCGUUGCACCACACGAGUGUCGCCUGAGGGACAUGACGUACUCUGCCCCCAUCACUGUGGACAUUGAAUACACCAGAGGGAGCCAGCGAAUAAUACGCAAUGCAUUGCCCAUCGGCAGGAUGCCUAUAAUGCUACGCAGCUCAAACUGUGUACUUACAGGGAAAACUCCAGCAGAAUUUGCUAAACUGAAUGAAUGUCCUCUGGACCCAGGUGGCUAUUUCAUUGUUAAAGGUGUUGAAAAGGUUAUUCUCAUCCAGGAACAACUGUCAAAAAACAGAAUAAUUGUGGAUGCAGACAGAAAGGGCACUGUCGGUGCCUCUGUGACCAGCUCGACACAUGAAAAGAAAAGUAGAACCAACCUGGUGGUGAAACAGGGUCGCUACUACCUGCGGCACAACACUCUGUCAGAGGACAUCCCCAUCGCCAUAAUAUUCAAGGCCAUGGGGGUGGAGAGCGAUCAAGAGAUUGUGCAGAUGAUUGGUACAGAGGACCCUGUGAUGUCUGCUUUCGCUCCGAGUUUGGAAGAGUGUCAGAAAGCUCAGAUCUUCACACAGAUGCAGGCUUUGAAGUACAUCGGCAAUAAAGUGCGCAGGCAGAGGAUGUGGGGAGGACCGAAGAAGACCAAGAUGGAAGAGGCCCGGGAGCUGCUGGCAUCGACUGUGCUCACCCAUGUGCCAGUCAAAGAAUUCAACUUCCGUGCCAAGUGUAUCUACACAGCAGUCAUGGUUCGGAGGGUGAUUUUAGCUCAAGGAGCCAACAAAGUAGACGACAGAGAUUAUUAUGGUAACAAGCGUCUGGAGCUGGCUGGGCAGCUCCUCUCGUUACUCUUUGAAGAUUUAUUCAAGAAGUUCAAUUCUGAGUUGAAGAAAAUUGCAGAUCAGAUCAUCCCAAAACAGCGAGCUGCCCAAUUUGACAUUGUCAAACACAUGCGCCAGGAUCAGAUCACUAAUGGCAUGGUUAACGCCAUCUCAACAGGGAACUGGUCUCUCAAAAGGUUCAAAAUGGAUCGUCAGGGUGUGACUCAGGUGCUAUCACGUUUGUCCUACAUUGCUGCACUGGGUAUGAUGACCAGGAUCUCCUCGCAGUUUGAAAAGACCAGGAAAGUGAGUGGUCCCAGGUCACUCCAGCCGUCACAGUGGGGAAUGCUGUGUCCAUCAGACACUCCUGAAGGAGAGGCUUGUGGUUUGGUGAAGAAUUUGGCUCUAAUGACACACAUCACAACAGAUAUGGAGGAUGCCCCUAUCAUUAAACUGGCCUUCAAUCUUGGUGUUGAAGAUGUAAAUCUGCUUUGUGGGGAGGAGCUUUCAUAUCCAAAUGUAUUCAUUGUGUUUCUGAAUGGUAACAUCUUGGGUGUAAUACACGACCACCAGAAGCUGGUGAAAACAUUCCGGCUGAUGCGGCGAGCAGGCUACAUCAAUGAGUUUGUUUCCAUCUCUACGAAUCUGACAGACCGCUGUGUGUAUAUUUCUUCUGAUGGAGGCAGACUUUGCAGACCCUACAUCAUUGUGAGGAACGGAAAACCAGCAGUGACAAACAAGCACAUUGACGAACUCUCUCAGGGAUACAGAUCGUUUGAAGAUUUUCUGCAUGAGGGGUUGGUGGAGUACCUUGAUGUCAAUGAAGAAAAUGACUGUUACAUUGCACUUUAUGAGCAUAUGAUCAACAAGUCAACGACCCACCUGGAGAUUGAACCAUUUACGCUCCUAGGGGUAUGUGCUGGCCUCAUUCCGUACCCUCACCACAACCAGUCCCCAAGGAACACCUACCAGUGUGCCAUGGGCAAACAAGCCAUGGGUACCAUUGGCUACAACCAGCGUAACAGGAUUGACACUCUCAUGUACCUGCUCGCCUACCCUCAGAAACCCAUGGUGAAAACCAAAUCCAUCGAACUGAUUGAUUUUGAGAAGUUACCAGCUGGGCAAAAUGCUACAGUUGCAGUGAUGAGCUACAGCGGUUACGAUAUUGAAGAUGCGCUUGUGUUAAAUAAGGCUUCAUUGGACAGAGGUUUUGGAAGAUGCCUUGUGUAUAAAAAUGCAAAGUGUACCCUGAAACGUUAUACCAAUCAAACUUUCGACAAAGUCAUGGGUCCAAUGCUUGAUGCAGCCACACGAAAGCCGAUCUGGCGACAUGAAAUUUUAGACGCAGAUGGUAUUUGCUCCCCAGGGGAGAAAGUGGAAAACCGACAAGUGCUGGUGAACAAGUCCAUGCCAACAGUUACACAGACGCCACUAGAGGGAACAGCCCAAUCCCAACAGCCGCAGUUUCGUGAUGUCCCAAUCACCUACAAAGGAGCAACAGACUCGUAUAUUGAGAAGGUGAUGAUCUCUUCAAACUCUGAAGAUGCAUUCUUAAUUAAAAUUCUGUUGAGACAGACGAGGCGUCCAGAGAUCGGUGACAAAUUCAGCAGUCGACACGGACAGAAAGGUGUCUGUGGUUUGAUUGUACCUCAGGAAGACAUGCCGUUCUGUGACAGUGGAAUCUGCCCUGAUAUCAUCAUGAACCCUCAUGGUUACCCCUCCCGCAUGACGGUUGGGAAGUUGAUCGAGUUGCUGGCAGGGAAAGCUGGUGUCCUGGAUGGCAGGUUCCAUUAUGGCACAGCGUUUGGAGGAAGCAAAGUGAAGGAUGUGUGUGAGGAUCUGAUACACUACGGUUACAACUACCUGGGCAAGGACUACGUCACCUCUGGGAUCACUGGUGAGCCCUUGGAAGCGUACAUCUACUUCGGUCCUGUGUAUUACCAGAAGCUGAAGCACAUGGUCCUCGAUAAGAUGCACGCUCGAGCCCGAGGUCCCCGGGCUGUUCUCACCCGGCAGCCAACAGAGGGACGCUCUCGCGACGGAGGGCUGCGUCUGGGGGAGAUGGAGCGGGAUUGUUUGAUAGGGUACGGAGCCAGCAUGAUGCUGCUGGAGAGACUGAUGAUCUCCAGCGAUGCAUUUGAAGUGGAUGUCUGCGGGCAAUGUGGGCUCCUGGGAUAUUCUGGCUGGUGCCAUUAUUGCAAAUCUUCCUGUCACGUCUCGUCACUGCGAAUCCCAUACGCCUGUAAGCUGCUGUUCCAAGAACUGCAGUCGAUGAACAUUGUGCCCAGGCUAAAGUUGGCCAGGUACAAUGAGUGAUGCAGAGGGGACGAGCAAGGGCUUGAAGCAGAGAUUUUGUGGCACCAAGAUUCUCUCCUGGGGCUGUGGUGGUGAGAGUGAAUCCUCAGCCUGACUGAUUUAUGUUCCCUCUCCUGCUCAGUGUGAUGAGGAGAGAGAAUCAUUUGCUGGUGAUUGAUGGGCUGAUACAAUUGCCACAGCACUGACUCAAGCUGCCUUCAUAAAGGUCUGGCCAGCCCGCUAGUGCCGAGCGAGUAAAGUUUAUACAAGGUCCUGUGUUUGUUCAUCGAUAUUAGUUUUACUGUCAAACAAGGAAAGCAAACCACCUCAUGUCAUUGAGUUAUUGGCUACAGCUGAGAGCACUGAAUGGCCGAGGCCGACUCACACAAAAAGUGGGCUAUUUAAUUUAAUUUUUGUAUUGAUGGAGUUGAAUGUGGUGGGAUAUUUUUGUUCUGUGUGCCAUGAAUAUUUCAAUUAAAAAACGUAUUUUUU
Molecule: messenger RNA, 3956 nt
Organism: Pristis pectinata (smalltooth sawfish)
Lineage: Eukaryota; Metazoa; Chordata; Chondrichthyes; Rhinopristiformes; Pristidae
Gene: polr3b
Product: polymerase (RNA) III (DNA directed) polypeptide B
Exons: 28
Coding region: 72-3485 (1137 amino acids)
Biological process (GO): DNA-templated transcription
Cellular component (GO): RNA polymerase III complex
Molecular function (GO): DNA binding; ribonucleoside binding; DNA-directed RNA polymerase activity
Source: RefSeq, a predicted model, not a curated record